Molecule: messenger RNA, 2496 nt
Organism: Penicillium chermesinum
Lineage: Eukaryota; Fungi; Ascomycota; Eurotiomycetes; Eurotiales; Aspergillaceae
Product: cysteine--tRNA ligase
Exons: 2
Coding region: 1-2496 (831 amino acids)
Biological process (GO): cysteinyl-tRNA aminoacylation
Cellular component (GO): cytoplasm
Molecular function (GO): cysteine-tRNA ligase activity; ATP binding
Source: RefSeq, a predicted model, not a curated record
AUGCCCCUCUUCUCCUCCAUUCGCGUUUUCCGACUCCCCAAGCAGCGGUUUUUCCCAAUACCAGUUCAACGGACUCCCAUUUGCCUUCCUUUCGCCUCAAUCAGGCUCAUGUCGUCUCGCCAGCAGCCGCCAUGGCGGCAACCUCCUUUGCCCGAAGGGACCCAACUCCCUCCCUUGAAGAUCUGGAACUCGUUGACCAAAUCAAAGACACCUUUUAUUCCGCUUGAUUCGGCGGGAAAGAAGGUUACCUGGUAUGCUUGCGGUCCGACGGUGUACGACGACUCGCACCUGGGCCAUGCGCGGAACUAUGUCACUACGGAUAUUAUUCGGCGCAUUAUGCGCGACUACUUCAAGUUCGAUGUUCACUUCGUGAUGAACAUUACGGAUGUGGAUGAUAAGGUAUGCUUUGCGAACUUCCCAUUCAUCUUUUUUAACGAAUUCAUCGGAGUCAACCCCACUAUUUCCUCCGAAGUCCUCGAUACUGCCAACGCGGCCUACUCUGCUUAUUUGAAGAAGAACCUCCCGCUCUUGUCCCCCGAUCUCGCUCCCUCAAAUUACAAGGAAGAGGUGGAGAAGGCCUAUGCGACUGUUUUGAACGGUGGCACCCUCCCAGGCAACGAGAAGGCCGGCGACGAUGAGGCAAAAGUCAAGAUGCAUAUCAAGACUGCCGCAUCGGCGGCAAAGGUUAUUGCUGAGGCGGAGGCCAAGCCUGCAUCUGACCCUGCGUCGUUUGCCGAGGCGUUCUACUCAAACGCCCAGGAUGUUCUUCUUCCAUAUCUGGAUUCACUCAAGGGCGCAUCCAUUAACGCAGACGACUAUGGAAUUUUCACAAAACUGACCAAGAAGUAUGAGGAGCGCUUCUUGACGGACAUGCGCGAUCUAGAUGUUCUGGAUCCGGAUGAGCUAACUCGCGUGACCGAGUACGGCGCUGAAAUUGCCGACUUCGUGGAGCGCAUUGUGAAGAACAACUUCGGGUACGUCACGGACGACGGAUCUGUCUAUUUUGACAUCAGCGCGUUCGAAAAGGCGGGCCAUCACUACGCGCGCCUCGAGCCUUGGAGCCGAUCUGAUAACAAAUUAGCUGCUGAGGGCGAGGGAUCCCUCUCGAGCAAAACCAACGAGAAACGAAGUGCGUCCGACUUUGCCCUUUGGAAGUCAUCCAAGGCCGGUGAACCUAGUUGGCCCAGCCCAUGGGGCAAAGGACGCCCUGGUUGGCACAUCGAGUGUUCUGCCAUGGCUUCAGCUCGUCUCGGUGCGCAUAUGGAUAUCCAUUCUGGUGGUAUUGAUCUUGCCUUCCCGCAUCAUGAUAAUGAGUUGGCACAGAGUGAGGCCUACUUCCAUAACCAUGAGCAAUGGGUGAAUUACUUCUUGCACAUGGGUCAUUUGUCUAUCCAAGGAUCCAAGAUGUCCAAGUCGCUGAAGAACUUCACCACUAUUCGUGAAGCUUUGGAGCGUAAAGAAUGGACUUCGAGGAGCCUCCGUAUUACUUUCCUUCUGGGUGGCUGGAAAGAUGGCGUUGAAAUUACAGAUGAACUUGUUUCAUCUGGGAGCUCAUGGGAGGACAAGGUCAACAACUAUUUCCUUAAGGUAAGGGACCCUGCAGCCCUCCAGGGUACCGGAACCGAUGGUGCUUUUGGUGCGGAUCUCCAAGCUGCCAAGGACGCCUUGUACGAGCAGCUUUGCGACUCCUUCAACACCCCUGCGGCUAUGCAGACAAUCUCCGAUCUUAUCACGAAAUACAACAGCGUCGAUAAGGCUUCGGUGAAUCCGAAGGAUGUUGAGGAAGCCGCUCGCUGGGUCACUUCCAUAGUGAAUAUCUUCGGUCUUAAUGGCGCUGCUCCUGCCGAUAGCAAGGAAAUUGGGUGGUCUGGUCUUGAUGUCCCCGAGGAGUCCAAACCUUUCCUCCUUCCCCUCUCCAACAUUCGAGAUACCCUUCGAUCGUCGGCCCGCUCCGCAGAAGGAAUCUCCCCACAGGUAAUCGAACAAGCCCUUAAGCAGAAUCCAGCACCUCAGGCUACUUCGGACUCUGCCAAGCCCUACGCCGAAGUUCUCUCCAACUUCUGCACGAAAGUCUCCGCCUUGCAGUCAUCUGACUCGGCUGGUAAGGAUAUCCUGGCACUGUGCGAUCGUUUGCGAGAUGUCGAUCUUUUCGAUUUGGGUGUCUAUCUUGAAGAUCGUGAGAACCUCCCGGCUCUUAUCCGUCCAGUGACCCGCGAAAUGAUUCAGGCUCGUGAGGAGAAGGCUCAGCGUGCUCGCCAGAAGCAAGCCCAGAAGAAAGCCCAGGAAGAAGAGGCGCUAAAGAAGCUUGAGAAGGGCAAGCUCAGCCAUUUGGAGAUGUUCCGUACCAACGAGUACAGCGCCUGGGACGAUGACGGCCUGCCUACUCGUGAUGCAGCUGGUGAAGAGCUUCCCAAGAGCCGAACCAAAAAGCUCCGCAAGGAUUGGGAGCGACAGAAGAAAGCUCAUGAAGCGUGGCAGGCUGCCCAAGCCAAAUAG